GCACCUGCGUAAAAGGCGCUAGCGGCGGAGGCACAGCCGUAAGAUUACUACCCAAGCAGCCGUCUCUUCUCCAGGCAGCCGCCCAGUCUUCCCAGAGCGGCUCCUGCGGUAGCUGCUAGCAGUCACACGAACGCACGCCCCGGCGGCCGCCCUUGCCGCCGCCUUCUUUCCUCUCUUCUUUUCCCUCCCCACCACCCCGCAUCCUCCAGUUUUGACUGCUGAGCUAAUCCGCCCUGCGACCUAGCUAGAAUGUCGUCGCCGCCGCCGGAUCUCCAGAGCUCCGAGGAGCAUCGGGCUGGGGACGGGGCGGAAGAUGAGAGUACAGCCGGAGCGUCUCCGAGGCGCUGGGAAGGCGAAGGGGCGCAGGCACCGGCAGCGGCAUUCAGAGCCGCCGAGCAACCUCCGCCCGUUGCCAUGGCAACUGCAUCCACAGGAGGAAUGACUUCCUCUCACUUCUAUGAUUAUGGUAGUUCCAAGACAUCAGACAAAAGCAAUGGCUCCCUUUACACCUCUCUGUUUUCUGAUGAACUCUAUACAGCACCUCAAGAUUCCUCUUAUUUCACCGGAAAUCUUUCCAGGGAGGACAAUCAUGUUACCUCUUCAGAGAGCACGGAGGGAAUUCAUGCCCAAGGUGGGCUGUUUAGCUCUGAUUCAGGAAUAGAGAUGACCCCAGCAGAAUCCACUGAUGUCAACAAGGUUUUAGCUGAUCCAGUGGAACAGAUGAAAUCUGAAUCCUACAAGUACAUGGACAUCAGUAGAUCAGAAGAGAUUAAAUAUCAAGAGAGCUGUGAUACAGUCAAGGAAGACCUGAGUCCUCUCAGCUUGAUUAAUCAAGGAGUGGAGGACAAGAUUGGAGCAAAAGGGAUACCAUUUGAUGAAAAACAUGAGUCUAAAGAGGGCUCAUCUUUUCUACUGGACCACCAGUAUAGCCCCUCAGAAACAUCACAAGUCAAGAUUACACUGACGGAAAUAGAAACUAUGGAGGUGCCUGUAUCAAAGGAGAAAACGCCUGAAAAACAAGAAGCUGGUCUCAAACCAAGUCAUGAAAUAGUUCCUACAGUGACAGUCUCUGAGCCAGAAGAUGACAGCCCAGGCUCAAUUACUCCACCUUCUUCAGGAACAGAACCAUCUGGUUCUGAGUCUCAAGGUAAGGGCAGCCUUUCUGAAGAGGAACUUAUUAAUGCCAUUAAAGAAGCAAAGGGCUUCCCAUUUAAGCAUCCUGAAGGCCAAGGACCACAAACUGUUGUACCAGAAAAACAAGAUAAGAAAAACAAGUUGACAGAAUUUCCAGCAGGAACUACUCCCUUGGAUAAUGAAGCAAGCAGUGCUGAAUCUGGUGAUUCUGAAAUAGAAUUGGUAUCAGAAGACCCCCUAGCUGCUGAAGAGGUUCUCCAUUCCAACUACAUGACCUUCAGCCAUGCUGGAGGCCCUCCACCUUCCCCAGCCUCUCCUUCAAUACAGUAUAGCAUUCUGAGGGAAGAACGUGAAGCUGAACUGGACAGUGAGCUCAUAAUUGAAUCAUGUGAUGCUUCAUCAGCCUCUGAGGAGAGCCCUAAACGGGAGCAUGACUCUCCCUUAAUGAAGCCAAUUAUUAUGGACAUUAUUGAAGAAGAAAAUCAUACUAGGAAUGAAGGCACCAGGGCUUCGGAUUACAAUUUAAGUGGCUCCAAGGAAAGCAGAAUGAACAGGGAAAAUCUAGCAGACUCAGCCUCCUACUUGAAGUGUUCCUUCACCGCAUCUAAAGUCCAUGCUGAUACCGUGUCUUCCUCUACCAUCAGUAGUGAAGAAAUAAAGGACAAAGUAGCUCAGAAGAAAUCAGUUGAAGUGGCAGCGACUGCUACUGGAAAGAAAUCACCAUCCAAGGAUUCAUUGACAAGAAGUCCCUGGUCUUCACCACCACUGCCAUUUUUAAAUAAGCAAAAAGCUAUUGAUCUCUUAUACUGGCGUGACAUCAAGCAAACUGGGAUCAUGUUUGGAAGCAUCCUGCUGUUAUUGUUCUCCCUAACCCAGUUCAGUGUUGUCAGUGUAAUUGCUUACUUGGCAUUAGCAGCUCUCUCAGCUACCAUCAGCUUCAGAAUCUACAAAUCAGUGCUACAGGCUGUGCAAAAAACCGAUGAAGGACACCCAUUCAAAAACUACUUGGAAAUGGAAAUGUCUCUCUCCCAGGAACAGAUUCAGAAAUACACAGAUUGCCUCCAGUCCUACGUGAACAGCACAGUCAAAGAGCUUAGGCGACUUUUUCUGGUCCAGGAUCUGGUUGAUUCCUUAAAGUUUGCAGUACUAAUGUGGUUGUUGACUUACGUUGGAGCUCUCUUCAAUGGCUUAACUCUCCUGAUAAUGGCUGUGGUCUCAAUGUUUACUCUACCUGUGGUAUAUGACAAGUAUCAGGCACAGAUUGAUCAAUACUUGGGGCUUGUGAGGACCCACAUAAAUACUGUUGUGGCAAAAAUCCAAGCAAAAAUCCCAGGCGCUAAGAGGAAGGCUGAGUAAAAGUAGCAGCAAGAAUCUAUCAAUUACAGGAGUGAAUGAUAAGAGAGUCUGGGAUGAAAACGGCUCUGUUCUUUUUAUUUAUAAUUUAUUAUUCAUCUCUCUUUUUCUCGCUUGCUCUCUCUCUCUCUCUCUCUCUCUGGGUGAAGGCAGAUGUAAAAUAGAAAAACUCAACAGUGUUGCAGCAUGCCCCACAAUCCUAGGUCGAGCCUGGCUUUCUCUGAAAUUCACAACCAAAACAACAGUCAUAAGUGCCACGAAAAUGGGCUCAGCUACCUGCCUUUAGUUUCUUCUUCCCUAUUCUUCAGGCUGGCUUUCCAGCUAUCCAAAAUAAUGAGAGCACUGCAAAAAUGUUCAUGAAUUUUUGUUCAUUUCUUUUUAUAUAGCUACCUAUAUAUCCAAACAACAUACCACUUCUUUGAAAAUGUAAAGUUAUUUUAGGGAUUGCGAAGAGAACAUUUGGGUGACAUCAUGAGAAAGCAGCCAAUCAGCACUGUGCGCAGCCAGCUUCUGCUUCAAAUUUGCAGAACUAUUUUUUUUCUUUUCCAGUUCCAUCCUGGGUGGUGGUGGGGAAGGAUGUUUGGAUUCAAUGUAGUGAGGGUGCUGCUGGAAUGACACCAUUGCUCUGAAUGUGUUACAUUUGUCUUCACUCUUCUUUCUUUCAAACACCAUGAUCUCAGAGAUGUGAAAUAAUGAAACAGCUUCUCUCCCCCACACUUCUCCUGCUGUUUCUGUACUAUCUUAGACUAUUUGCAAUCAUGUAUGUCAAGCACUAAAGUAUAGUAAAGAGAAAAGUGUUCUAGGUGUGGUUCUUGUGUUGCUUCUUAAGUGCAUGAUGGUGAGAACCUAAAGUUACUAUUGAACUUUCUAUUUUUUAUUAUCUAGUGCUUCUACUAUUAUUUCUUCUAUCAGCAUCGCUUAAAUAACUCUGAAUGUUACAUGUGGCUAGGGCUUUCCUGCUUAGUGCACUGAUGCAGUUUUGCUUCUACGUCCACUGGGUUUGCUGGUUGGCUUUAUCUUGACUAUUUAGAAUCAUAGACUGAGUCUUCAAGUGUCAUUGUUUCUCUUUUGGCACAUCUAAUUAAAAAACAAGCCAAGGAGCAAUCAGUACUUAAAUGGCAUAAUUCAUUUUGUAUAACUCUCUUAAGAAAUUGAAAAUAAAACCUACACACCCAGUAUCUUUUCUUUUGUUUUCUUUUGUUUGUUUGUUUUUUAAUUUGCUCUUCAAGGAUCAGUGGUCUGAUUACAUGUAUGGGAAAAUUAAAACUUCCAGCUUGUAAUACGUAUCACAAAUUUGUAUGACGUUCUCUGUAGGAUUUAAUUAUGGAUUCUUAAAUAUUUGCACUUAUGUACUUGAUACUGAAUGCAGAAAUAAAUGUUACUAAAUGUUAAAA
This is a messenger RNA of Pantherophis guttatus, 3881 nucleotides long. RefSeq names its product reticulon 1 (gene RTN1). The record is from RefSeq and is a predicted model, not a curated record. Gene Ontology annotation, cellular component: endoplasmic reticulum membrane; neuron projection; postsynaptic density. Gene Ontology annotation, biological process: neuron differentiation; endoplasmic reticulum tubular network formation; brain development. Lineage: Eukaryota; Metazoa; Chordata; Lepidosauria; Squamata; Colubridae.